AUGAAGGAUUCGGUGGACUCGCGGGCGUCUUCUUCGCAGCGGCGGCGUUCCUCGGGGACGCACCCGCUGGAGUGGAGCACGCAGCGCGUGCGCCGCGUGUCUUCGGGAUCGAACGUCGCCUCGGCGGUUAGUCCGGAGGACUUUCUCUUCUUCGAGCAGUUGCCGAUCGUCCUCGACUUUGGCGCGGCCUUCUGCAAAGCAGGUCUGGGCGGCGAGCCGGAACCGCAGUGCAUCUUUCGCGCGCAAGACCUCGGGAAAGCUCCGGAUCCCGUCAAGAGCCUCUCGAGUGUCUACGUGAAGCAAACUGCUGUGGAAACGCACGCGACGGCCAAGAGGCGACUGCGCCUGAAACUCGACGAGCUCUUCUUCCGCCGCCUCAUGAUCCAACCUAGGGAUCGCGCCGUCGUCAUCUGCGAGGGCCUGAUGAAGAACCCCGUCGAAAAGGCCGCUCUCGUCGAACUUCUCUUUGAGAUCUACGGCGUCCCAAGCAUCUCGUUCAUCCCCGACCUCGUCUCCCCCCUGUACUGCUGCGGCCUGGACACAGGCAUCGUCGUCGACGUCGGAUAUCAGGAAACGCGAGUUUUAGCGACAGUCUUGGGGUGUCCGUACCUCCGCUCGCUGACCGUCGCGGGUGUGGGCGGGGCCUCGGUGGACCGCGAACUUCGCCAGUUGCUGCGGAACGCAUUUGCGAACGAUCCGUCGACCCUCACUCUGGUCGACUGCCUCUCUCCAGACCAGAUCGAAGACAUCAAAGUCGCCUGCUGCUACGUCGCCUUCGAUCUGGAAGAAGCCGCGCAGCUGCGGCGGGGCAGAGACAAGGGAGACAAGGGGGCGAAGAGAGACACCAGCGGCGCGCAGGCUGUCGGACCGGAGACGCGCGAAGAAGCGCUCCGCUUCGCGGAUGUCGAGAGCGGAGUUAAACCCUUCAAAAGCGACAAGGCGGUUCAGUUCCGUGUCAGUGGGGAGGCGACACUUACCAUCAGUUCAGAAAUCCGCUGGAAAGCAUGUGAAAUUCUCUUUGGCGCUGCGGAAGGCGCCGUGACUUCCAUUCAGGAGGCCGUCGUCGAAUGCAUUCGCAAGUGUCCCUUCGAAAUGCGCCGAUCGGUCGUGCAAAAUGUGCUCCUCUGUGGAGGCACGACCCAGUUCCGAGGCUUCACAACUCGCCUGGCCGUGGAACUCGAAGCGCAUCUCGCCCAAGAACCGAAGCUUCAAACUCUACGACGUCUUGUCCAGUUUGGCGUGCCGUGCUUCGCUCCGCUUUUGCGCGCCUGGACGGGAGGAUCCAUGCAUGCUGGCCUCGAAGGCAGACAAGAGUACACAAAGGCUGAGUACGAGCGCGGAAUGCCUGUGCCCGACUGGACGUCGUGGAUUUUCCACUCCCUUCCGCCGUCAGGCGAGGCGGCGCCGACACAGGCUUCUGUGGGAAAUGCGCCCGAGUGUCAAGAGCCUUCUCCAGAGGCACAGUGGGGUGGCGGUUUCUCCGAAGAAGCUGCCGGAGAAGGGUAA
This is a messenger RNA of Neospora caninum, 1506 nucleotides long. Its product is annotated as putative actin. Gene Ontology annotation, biological process: microtubule-based movement. Lineage: Eukaryota; Apicomplexa; Conoidasida; Eucoccidiorida; Sarcocystidae. The coding region runs from base 1 to 1506 and encodes 501 amino acids. The transcript has 8 exons. The record is from RefSeq and is a predicted model, not a curated record.